This is a messenger RNA of Perognathus longimembris pacificus (Pacific pocket mouse), 2301 nucleotides long. It is a transcript of the gene Mcm2, whose product is annotated as minichromosome maintenance complex component 2. The transcript is spliced from 11 exons. NCBI's taxonomy places the organism in Eukaryota, Metazoa, Chordata, Mammalia, Rodentia, Heteromyidae. Bases 1 to 1824 code for a protein of 607 amino acids. The record is from RefSeq and is a predicted model, not a curated record. Gene Ontology annotation, cellular component: MCM complex; nucleus. Gene Ontology annotation, biological process: double-strand break repair via break-induced replication; mitotic DNA replication initiation; DNA replication. Gene Ontology annotation, molecular function: ATP binding; 3'-5' DNA helicase activity; single-stranded DNA helicase activity.
AUGGCGGCCGAGCCCCGCGCGGCCGGGCGUGGAGAGGGGCCCGUCCCCAGGCAGCCCGCCGCCCCCCUGGCCCGGGGGCGCUCUGGGGGGCCCCCCGCGCCCGGAGCCUGCACCUGCCGCGCGGUGACAGACCCGGCCCUGCGGCCCCUCGCGGGGGCCUCGUGUGAGGUCCACGCCUGCCUGGCGCUGCCCCCCCUCACCUACCCGGCCCCCUGGCCCUGGCCCGGCACGUGGGCGCCCGGGGGGCCGCACCCGGGGGCGGGGAGGCGGUUCCCGGCCCAGCAGGACAUUGUGGUGGGAGCCCUGUUCCUGGACUUUGCCCCGUCCCUGGUCUUUGCCCCGUCCCUGGAGCUGACUGGCAUCUACCACAACAACUACGAUGGCUCCCUCAACACCGCCAACGGUUUCCCCGUCUUUGCCACCGUCAUCCUGGCCAAUCAUGUGGCCAAGAAGGACAGCAAGGUCGCUGUCAGGGAACUGACGGAUGAGGAUGUGAAGAUGAUCACUAGCCUCUCGAAGGACCAGCAGAUCGGGGAGAAGAUCUUCGCCAGCAUCGCUCCUUCUAUCUACGGCCAUGAAGACAUCAAGAGAGGCCUGGCGCUGGCCCUGUUCGGGGGAGAGCCCAAGAACCCAGGCGGGAAGCACAAGGUGCGAGGCGACAUCAACAUGCUCCUGUGUGGAGACCCAGGCACAGCCAAGUCCCAGUUCCUCAAGUACAUCGAGAAGGUGUCCAGCCGCGCCAUCUUCACCACGGGCCAGGGCGCCUCCGCCGUGGGCCUCACGGCCUACGUCCAGCGGCACCCGGUCAGCAGGGAGUGGACCUUAGAGGCCGGUGCCCUGGUCCUGGCGGACAGAGGCGUGUGUCUCAUCGACGAGUUUGACAAGAUGAAUGACCAGGACAGAACCAGCAUUCACGAGGCGAUGGAGCAGCAGAGCAUCUCCAUCUCCAAGGCGGGCAUCGUCACCUCGCUGCAGGCCCGCUGCACCGUCAUCGCUGCCGCCAACCCCAUAGGGGGCCGCUACGACCCUUCCCUGACCUUCUCCGAGAACGUGGACCUCACGGAGCCCAUCAUAUCACGCUUUGACAUCCUGUGCGUGGUGAGGGACACCGUGGACCCACUUCAGGAUGAGAUGCUGGCCCGCUUUGUGGUCAGCAGCCACGUCAGACACCAUCCCAGCAACAAGAAAGAUGGGGAUGUGGACAGCGGCGCCUCCGAGCCGGCCAUGCCCAACACAUACGGCGUGGAGCCCCUGCCGCAGGAGGUCCUGAAGAAGUACAUCAUCUACGCGAAGGAGAGGGUGCACCCGAAGCUCCACCAGAUGGACCAGGACAAGGUGGCCCGGAUGUACAGCGACCUGCGCAAGGAGUCCAUGGCCACGGGCAGCAUCCCCAUCACCGUGCGGCACAUCGAGUCCAUGAUCCGCAUGGCGGAGGCCCACGCGCGCAUGCACCUGCGGGACUACGUGACCGAGGACGACGUCAGCAUGGCCAUCCGCGUGAUGCUGGAGAGCUUCAUCGACACGCAGAAGUUCAGCGUCAUGCGCAGCAUGCGGAAGACCUUCGCCCGCUAUCUCUCCUUCCGGCGUGACAACAACGAGCUGCUGCUCUUCCUACUCAAGCAGCUGGUGGCCGAGCAGGUCACCUACCAGCGCAACCGCUUUGGGGCCCAGCAGGACACCAUCGAGGUGCCCGAGAAGGACUUGGUGGACAAGGCACGGCAGAUCAACAUCCACAACCUUUCCGCCUUUUACGACAGCGAGCUCUUCAGGAUGAACAAGUUCAGCCGUGACCUGAAGCGCAAGAUGAUCCUUCAGCAGUUCUAAUCCCUGGGCUGCCACUGGGCUGCUGGGGUCCUCCUGGGGUGUUCCGGGCACUAGUUCUGUGGACACAAGGCCAGCCCCCUGGGGGCGCUGACCAGGACUGGGCAGGGCGGGGCUUCUUCAGUUCCCACUCUACUUCUUGCCUUCUGGUGGGAACUUGCAGCGGCCUACAAAAUGUGGCCCAUCCCCACUCGGUCCCCUGUGCACGCGCACACGUGUGUGCAUGCGUGCGUGUUCACAAGCCCAGGGUGGUCAUGGUGUGAGCUUGCUGACCUGGCUGUUGAUGCCACCACCUCUGCCAAAGAGCAGCGUGGAGGUAUUUGCAGUCUUCCUGGGACUGUCCUGUGGGUUUCUCCACCCCCUGGGGUAGGAGAGCGUGUGGUCCUGUUUUCGGUGAGAAUUGUCCAGUAGCUGUAAUGCCAGUCAUGGCCGCAAUAAUCUGGCUUCUCAUACUAUUUUCUGCUUUGCUUUUUAUACAUU